UCUGUUUAAAAUAUGAAUAAAGAAAUGCCGUACUCCAGUUACUGCUUACCAUUCCAUCUAGUGGUGUUAAUUGACUUUCUUGCUCUUUCUUCGCCACAUACCGCCAUGUUUUAGAUUACUUCCAUAGAUUAUUUUAAUUGUCCAUCGCCGACGGCCGACCUUUAUAUUAUUUUGACUACAAUGGCCUGUCCACAGCUUCCAAAGCGUGAUUGUAAAUUUAGUGUGACCAGGGAGAAAAUAAAUUCAAAAUCUUUGAGAAUAUUUCGUCAUAUAUCGCGGACUGUCAGUGGCGAGUCUUUGGAACCUGCACUCAGUGACAUUAUAUUAUUUGGCAGGACGUUAUCUUUUACUAAAAACAGCAAUGAUGUUGUGGGUGUCUGUUGUGGUCGUCCACAGAAGAUGUACUUUGCAGAUGAUGUGAAUGAUGAAGAGCUAUUUCAUUGGAUUAAUUUUCUAUUUGUUCUUAAAGAAUAUCAGGGCAAUAAUCUGGGAAAGCUAAUGUUAGAGGAAAUGGAGAAUGCUCUUUGGUUUGGAUCACCUGCAAACAUAAGGGUCAAGAGUGCAACCAAGGCUGUUGGUUUCUUUCAAAAAAUAGGUUAUAGCAAAGUGGGUCCACCUAUUGACUGUUGGCAUUCAGGGAGUGCUUUGUUUAAAACUUUGCAUGUAAUGGAGAAAGAGUUUGUACAAUCUGAAUAGGAAAGCAUUAUGUCAUCUCACAAAUGCUGUCAGCUGCUAAGUGCGGGUUUUUGUCAUUGUCUACUUAGUUUCAAUUUUGAGAACUGUGAUACUUUUUUAUAAUUCAGGCAUACUUUUUCAUACAUGUCUGUAUAAAAA
This is a messenger RNA of Xenia sp. Carnegie-2017, 834 nucleotides long. RefSeq lists its product as uncharacterized. The transcript is spliced from 3 exons. NCBI's taxonomy places the organism in Eukaryota, Metazoa, Cnidaria, Anthozoa, Malacalcyonacea, Xeniidae. The record is from RefSeq and is a predicted model, not a curated record. Gene Ontology annotation, molecular function: acyltransferase activity, transferring groups other than amino-acyl groups. The coding region runs from base 181 to 696 and encodes 171 amino acids.